GGAAAAUGUAUGCACUCACUAACUGUAAGUCACUCUGGAUAAGAGCGUCUGCUAAAUGACUAAAAUGUAAAAAUGUAAAUGUAUUUUAUUACACGAUAGGUGGUCUAAUAACUUUCUGAACUCAACAGAGGCAUUGAACUCACUGAUCAGAUUUGGUCAAAUCACACUUCAACUUGCAUGCAUAUAUAUUAUUUAUUGACACUAAAUGCAUCCCUGACAUUAACAGUGUCUCAAAUGUAAAAUAUGUCAAUAUAGAAAGCAUUGUGAGUAGGUAAACUUGUCAAUCUCCUCCCAUUUAACUUUGAGAUUGUGAUAUAGUGACCUUGAUCAAGACACUUCUAACCUCUGGUAGCCUUAGCCAACUUAGAAAUUGAAGUUUACCCUUAUCGAUUUGCAAGGCAUGAAUUUGACGUUGCCACCCCCUCAUGCUGUCUUGUAAAGCUGUUGGGCACACUUCAGGCUAAGAGGUCCUUUGUUGAACUGGUAUGAACAGCCUCUAUCAGAAUGAGGUCAAGGAGCUGAAUAAAAUAUGGCUAGACAUUGUCCCUGCCAAGGUUUAUGGUCAGUGGGUCAAACAAUGAGGCAAUAUCAAUAUAGACCGCCAGUGAUUAUAAAUUGUCAAGACACUAUCAUAAGUCGCUCACUUGUAUCUCAGACACUUAGACUAGGCAGUCAGACGGACACAGUCAGAGUUACUCUUACGGUCCAAACAGACACAAUGGGAGUUGAGAAAAUGGAGCUGGAUGAGGGACACUCGACUCUGAUGAGUGGCACCAAGAAGCCUCCCAUGGUUCGGCCUCCCAACACAUUUGAGCGCAUCAUCCAGCCCUGCCUGGCAGAGGUGGUGGGCACCAUGUUCUUCGUCUUCAUCGGGUGUGUGUCGUUCAUCGAGAACGUUGAGUCUGCAGGCAGGGUACAGCUGGCGCUGGUCCAUGGCCUGGCAAUGGCCGUCAUGGUGGCAUGCAUGGAUGAGAUCAGAUCGUACAGAUGUUGUGAUAUUCUACAGGCAGCAUCCUCCAUCAUCAGCUAUGCCAGUGCAGCAGGGGGAGCGUUCAACGUGGUUAAAACCAGUGGAGCUAUCGGCAGUGCCACCGUAGCAGAGAUGGUCAUGACCCUCUUCCUGUCCCUGGUGGUCUGUAUGGGGGCUGUCAACGGCAGGACCCGUACUCCACUGGCUCCACUCUGCAUCGGGCUCACUGUGACUGCUUGCAUACUUGCUGGAGGGUCAGUAUCUGGAGGGUGCAUGAACCCAGCGCGGGCGUUUGGCCCUGCAGUGGUAGCUAACUACUGGGAGUACCACUGGAUCUACUGGGUGGGACCGGUUGCAGGGGCCCUUAUCACUGGCAGCUUGGUCAGGUUGUUGUUGGGAGACCAGAAAACUCGUCUUGUUCUGAAGUGAAUAUGUCGUCUCUGAGGAAUGGGGGCCUUUUUGACAACGUCUUUGCCAUGCUUUUUUUCAGAAACAAUGUAAUUAUCUUCCCAAAUAUUUUAUUGCCUUCUAUAGCUUGCAGAACUUUUGUAUUUCACAUCUUGUUGUACACGUCAUAUUGUUUUGAACCGUAGUGAACUAUAAAACAAAAACAAUUUGCAUAAAUAUAUUACAUUCAAACCUGU
Messenger RNA from Coregonus clupeaformis (lake whitefish), 1614 nucleotides. RefSeq names its product aquaporin-8-like. The coding region runs from base 530 to 1399 and encodes 289 amino acids. Gene Ontology annotation, cellular component: plasma membrane. The transcript is spliced from 4 exons. Gene Ontology annotation, molecular function: water channel activity. Lineage: Eukaryota; Metazoa; Chordata; Actinopteri; Salmoniformes; Salmonidae. The record is from RefSeq and is a predicted model, not a curated record. Gene Ontology annotation, biological process: transmembrane transport.